AAGUUAGCAAAUCCACAACCAAACAAGCAACAAAAGAUAGAGAGAGAGAGAAAAUCUAGAGAGAGAUAGAGAGGUAGCUCUGUAUUUCACAAAUUCCAUAUUCCUCUGAACCCCCUCAAAAGACAAACAAAUCGAUGACGACAAAAACAGCCUCUUGUAUUGUCGCCAACGCAGCCAUGGAAAAGUCCUUUAAAACAAGAGCUUUAUUACCGUUUCACUCUUCUUCUUCACUUUGCAACAAAACCUCACAUCACAAACCCAUUAGAGGCCUCAGUGAGCUUUUAUGGAUUAGAGCAGGAAGGAGGGUUUAAGCCAACGAUCGAGGAAGCUUCCCUAGGCAAAAAACUUUCUGGGUUUUCUUUCAAUUUGAAAACCCAGUACGGAAUUUGGAUUUUCGUUUCACAACUUCCUCUCUGCCUCUUUUGGAUUGCUGAAGAAUGUUGUUGGAAAGUAGAUAUAUUUCAUGUUCCUAAUUAAAAAUUUCGAUUCUUGAGGAGCACAGAAAACAGUGCAUUCCAUGAGUGUUCUCUUUGUUGAUCAAAAAAUGGCGCAAGAGGACGGGUCACCUGUAACUUCAUCAGCCAUGUACUUUCCCGGUUUAGGAUCUCCAUACCCUUGGCUUUCCCCUGGUAUAGGGUCUCCAUACCCUUGGCUGAGGGAGCUAAAAUCUGAAGAGCGAGGUUUAUGUCUGAUCCAACUUCUUCAAGGCUGUGCUCAUCAUGUCGCUUCUGGUAGUAUUGAGCAGGCAAAUGUUUGGCUCGAGCAGAUUUCUCAGCUCGCCUCUGCUGGUGGCGAUACAAUGCAGCGAAUAGCGGCUUAUUUCACUGAGGCACUUGCAGACCGAAUGCUGAAAGGUUUGCCUGGUCUAUAUAAGGCCCUUAACUCAACGAAACUAUCAUCAAUCGCAGAAGAAAUUCACAUUAAAAGGCUUUUCUUUGAUCUCUGUCCCUUCUUAAAGCUUUCAUAUGUGAUAACAAAUCAGGCCAUAGUGGAAGCUAUGGAAGGGGAGAAGAUGGUUCAUAUUAUUGAUCUUCAUUCAUUUGAGCCUGCCCAGUGGAUAAAUCUGAUUCAGACAUUAAAUGCAAGACCUGAAGGUCCACCACAUUUGAGAAUUACAGGCAUUCAUGAACAUAAGGAGGUGUUGGAGCAAAUGGCCGCCAGGUUGACAGAAGAAGCUGAAAAACAUGACAUUCCCUUUCAGUUCAAUGCUAUAGUGAGCAAGUUAGAGAAUCUUGAUGUCGAAAGUUUACGUGUCAAGACUGGAGAAGCUCUUGCAGUCUGCUCUGUACUGCAGCUGCAUUCACUCUUAGCAACCGAUGAUGACAUGACCAGAAGGAAAUCUCCAUUAGCAACAAAUAACCUGCAAAAAGUCAUGCAUAUCAAUAAACUCACUUUAGGUGAGUGGCUGGAGAAAGAUCCGAUCAGUGCAUAUAGCCUGAGUCCGGAUUCUUCAUUAUCCCCGCUAUCUUUAGGUGCUUCCCCAAAGAUGGGGAGUUUUUUAACUGCUCUUUGGGGCCUUUCCCCGAAAUUAAUGGUGAUAACUGAGCAGGAAUCAAACCACAAUGGUCAUACACUGAUGGACAGGAUCAUAGAAGCACUGCACUACUAUGCAGCACUUUUUGAUUGCUUGGAAUCUACAGUAUCGAGAGCAUCAAUGGAGCGGCAAAAGGUUGAGAAGAUGCUUUUUGGGGAGGAAAUCAAAAACAUCAUAUCAUGUGAAGGAACUGACAGAAAGGAGAGGCAUGAGAAGCUUGAGAAGUGGAUUUUAAGGCUAGAGUUGUCUGGCUUUGGGAGGGUGCAGUUGAGCUACCAUGGAAGGAUGCAGGCGAAGAAGAUGUUGCGUGACUAUGGCUACGAUGGCUAUGAGAUUAAAGAAGACAAUGGAUGUUUGGUUAUUUGCUGGCAUGACAGACCACUUUUUUCGGUGUCAGCCUGGAGAUUCCGGAGAUACGAGUGAAGGUUGAUGGACUUUGUGGAGAUUGAAUGCUUUUUCCUUUUAUUUUUUCUUUCUUAUUGUAAAGGAUUUUAAGCAUUUCUACAUCUGCAACUGCAUAGUAAACCUCAAAAGGUUUCGGAGAAGAGAACUUGUUUCUCUGUUCUAA
This is a messenger RNA of Rosa rugosa (rugosa rose), 2102 nucleotides long. RefSeq names its product GRAS family protein TF80-like. The record is from RefSeq and is a predicted model, not a curated record. Gene Ontology annotation, biological process: regulation of DNA-templated transcription. Gene Ontology annotation, molecular function: DNA-binding transcription factor activity; sequence-specific DNA binding. Lineage: Eukaryota; Viridiplantae; Streptophyta; Magnoliopsida; Rosales; Rosaceae. The transcript has 3 exons. Gene Ontology annotation, cellular component: nucleus. The coding region runs from base 518 to 1957 and encodes 479 amino acids.